Molecule: messenger RNA, 6921 nt
Organism: Podarcis lilfordi (Lilford's wall lizard)
Lineage: Eukaryota; Metazoa; Chordata; Lepidosauria; Squamata; Lacertidae
Source: the annotation of a GenBank genome assembly
AUGCCAGCUGUGAGGGCGUCGAGAAGUGCUGCCGGACGGGCUGCGGGGCCUCUUGCCAUCUCCCAAAUGGUAAUGCUGGCCCUCCUGUGCCCCCACUGCAAUCCUUCUGCCCCCCAGGAGCCAGUCUCAGCUAGGCAGCACAAGGUUGAACUGUGGAACUCACUGCCACAGGGGACCCUGAUGGGCACCAACUUGGAAGGCUUUAAAAAUAGGUUUGGAUAUCUCAGCAGAGGAGAGGAAUCUUCCACUCUAUCUCCACAGAGGGGAGAGGGCUCUGGUGCCCAGAUCCUGCGUGCAAAUUUUCCAUGGGCCACUGUGUGAACUGGAGGCUGGACUCCAUGAGCCACUGGCCUGAUCCAGCAGCUCCUCUUUUAAUCUUAGGCCUCAGCUUCAGCACCAUGGUGCCAGGUGUUAUGAGUGGGGGGUGGGCUGCCUGUUAUGGAAGCCCCUGCCCCAUCUUUCCAGCAGUCAGUGGCCCCAUGCCCAGGCCCCUCUGAAUGGAUGCAGAAUGGUCAGGUUAUAAGUUGGGCAUACAAGGUAUGCAGGUGAGGCCUGGGGUCUCCUGAUGUGUGGAACGUCCUUGCAAAGAGCAGUGUUUGGGAUUUUGCUCCUUCUGUGGCAUAAAGGAGGGAGGUGGCAUUUAAACAGGGGUUGGAUGAUUUAGCUGAGGUUCCUGCAUUGCAGGGGGUUGGACUAGAGGACCUUCAGGGGUCCCGACUUUAUGGUUCUGUGAUUCUAAGCUUCUUGGUAGGAGGGUGAGAGAGCUGUGCAGGAUCCAGCCUGAAGCUGUGACAACCAGGAUCCUGCACAAGCAGGAGACAAGCAUCUUCUUUGUGGAAUGAUAGAAUUGCAGAGCUGGGAGAACUGGAAGGGACCCCGGGGUUCAUCUGUGUGGUAAUUGUACACAGUUAUGCGGAAAUUGCCUGGGGUCAUUUGGCCCUAUUUAAUAGUUCUCUUUUUCUCUCCUAGAAAAGACUACCAAGACACUUUGUUUGAAAAUAACACUUUACUUUUACUUGGUAUUCUGAAACAUAUUUACAUGAAUUCAUAUAUGAGACUGGCAAAUAUUUACAGACACACAGCAGCAUCAAAAUAACACCUGCUGCUCUCACAAUUAAAACGCACUCUCUGCCUUUGACCACUGACCCAACAGUGGUGUUAACAUCAUAGGAUUCUGUGCUACAGCAUUAACCCUUGCAUAACAGUUUGGAUGCGCCAUUCCCUACAUCUAGCCCAGCACCCAGCAGGGCAGAAAUGUCCUGCCACUCCAGUCUGCAAAGAGUAACCACGUUCCUUAAGUGACUGGAGCCCCAUGCGCUAGUGGGGCAGGAUGGGGUACAAAGGUGCCUGCUCACCCUCCUCCGGUUAGGGAGGCCUUCACGGGAAUUACUGGUGGCUUUUUGGAAGUAAGGAAAAGGUAAAGGGACCCCUGAGCAUUAGGUCCAGUCAUGGCCGACUCUGGGGUUGCGGCGCUCAUCUCGCUUUAUUGGCCAAGGGAGCCGGCAUACAGCUUCCGGGUCAUGUGGCCAGCAUGACUAAGCCGCUUCUGGUGAACCAGAGCAGCACACGGAAACGGCGUUUACCUUCCCGCCGGAGCGGUACCUAUUUAUCUACUUGCACUUUGACGUGCUUUUGAACUGCUAGGUUGGCAGGAGCAGGGACCGAGUAACGGGAGCUCAUCCCGUCGCAGGGAUUUGAACCUCUGACCUUCUGAUCGGCAAGUCCUAGGCUCUGGGACAGCCCAUUUUGCUGCCUGAGGCAAAAUGUUCAGGUUCCAAGCGCACCCCACCCCUUCUGAAGCCUGGCUUGCUGGGGUCGUAUGAUUGUGGCAGAGGCUUCUGGAGGCAGCCUCCACCACAGGAGAAGUGGCUGUGGAUUUUUCUUGGUUCUCUGGUGGGGGGCAGGAUGGGGUGGGCAGGAGGCACAAGCGGUGGCAUUGGAGAAGUGAGAAACGGCAAGAAGAGCUCGUGCAGGGAUCCCCUGGGUAGCCCCAAAACACUUCCAGGCUCCCCUUGGAAAGUUGCCCAAGUCUUCAGCUGAGCUUCUCCACAAAGCAGUGGGGAUUCCUCUGUUUGGGCACUUUCAGUUCUGCGUUUUCAUGAUGCUGUUAAAUGCCAGGCUAAGCCUGCCAACCCCGUGGGCUGGGCUGGCCUUCGGAGGUGAGAUGGUGCCCCAUCUAGGCUGAUAGAGAUGCGGAGAACUUUGCUUCUUAAGAGAAUCUCCUUUUCGUCUCUGCGGGGCCGACGUUCCCCAUUCGGAGAAGGUACUCCUGCCUCGUCGCUGAGGCAUUUCUCUUUCGCAACCAGCUGCAGUUCCAGGAAAUACUUAAUAUAGUGCUUAAUAUAGUGCUUCUUUCCCUGUUGAAAUCCUUUAAUGGGCGUCUCAUACAGGCAAGAACUUAGUGUUGACUCAGGGCGUGUGCAAACCGUACGAUCAGGCGCACCCACUGAUGGGUGCAGGUGCCGUUUUGGGGUCCUGUGCCUGCAACAUCAUCCCCAUGUUGCCCUUAGAAUCAUAGAAUUGUAAUUUGGAAGGGACCCCAAGGGUCUGCACUAUUUAACUCAUUUUGUCCCAAGAAGGCCCUUCUCAAGAGCUCAUGGCCUGCAUGGAGCUUUCUGAGGUCACCUUCGACUGCAGCAGACUGACGAACUUUGCAGGGCUGUGCUUUCCACUUCCCGUGUUUAACAUGUCUAUGAAUGAAAUGCUUUAGCUAUGAUCACGGGAUUUGAGGGGGGGGGGUCCCUUCCAACUGUAUAAAAUAGGCAGGAUAGCAGGGCAGCAACCUUGCCAUCUCUAUAGACUGAUAUCUAUCUAUCAUCUUUAUCUCUAUCUAUCUAUCAUCUAUCUAUCUAUCCAGCCAGCCAGCCAUCCAUCCAUCCAGUGCUUCCCGCCCCCCCAAAAAAUGUUUAGGAGUACUCUCAUUUUCCUACUUAUAUUGAAAUACUUCCCCUCAAUGAAGCCAAACUUAGAUUCACAAAAUGUUUAGGUGUAUGCGAUAUUAGGAUUCCUGCUCCGUGAUUGCAGUCAUGUGAUUGUUGUCUAUCACAUGACGGUGUAUGUUUUGACUCCAGAGUGGGAAGUGAUGGAGACAGGAUGUUUGUGUUACUGUGUUCCGUGAAGUAGGACUAUUGUCCUUUGUUCUUUUUCUCUUUGCUGUCUGAUGCUAGAGAGAGAGGGAGCCAUGUUGCAGUGCUCCGUGUGUGUUUAUAUGUAAAUAAAGUAGAUUAGCCAAAAUGCUGAGUUGCUGAGGUCUGUCACGCAAGCUGCGAAGACUCUGUGGAUCCCUAAGUGUGCUGAUGUCUGUUGGCAUCAGUCGCUAUGAUGUUCGGGCUGAAGAAAGCUUUUGACGCUCCUGAACGAUUGACCAAGAGGGAAAGAACAUGCCAGUCGGGCAUGUGUCUCUGCCAGGGUCCUACUCAAGUGCAGGUCAAGCUCCUGACAAUGGUUAUGGGCCCAGGGAUUGGGGCCACACACCCAAUGCCAGCAGAGGAAGAACCGGGGUUGUUUUUGUCCCGGUUGGAGUCUCCUGGAACUGGCAGCACGAGGCAAGCCUGUUCAGAAAGGCCAGCAGAAGAAGGAUUGAUUUAUAGCAGUCUGAUAAGGACAGUAAAAGGGUGUUCCAGCUUAAACUAAGCUGCAGAAUGGACCUCCUGACAUGCAUACCCUCGCGUCCCCCAGAAAAAGAAAGCUAUCUAUCUAUCUAUCUAUCUAUCUAUCUAUCUAUCUAUCUAUCUAUCUAUAUCUAUCUAUCUAUCUGUCUAUCUAUCUAUCUUUGCAUCUACUGUGAGGCAAUGUGAGGCAAGUACCAGUAUCUCAGGCAGCAUGAUCCACGUGGCAGGAGAUCUAGCCUCCGAUGAAUGCAUCACCGCCGGCGCCUGCGCUUGAUCCUGCAGUGAUAGCAACAGCUGUGUUGCACUCCUGGUGCACUUCUUGGAAGGAAGGCUGCCACCCUCCUCAGGUGCCCCCCACCCCCGUUCUGCCUCUACAGUGGCCUUUGGGUGAAUAGGUGGCACUGACACUCUCCCCCACCCCUAGGGAGGAAAGGGCGGGGGCUGCCUUCUGGCGCCUCCUGGGGUUUGCACCGCCCAGCAUCUUUCAGUGGGCCUUUCCCCCUCUCCUUGCAGCAGCCUUUGAUUCCCAGAUUGAAGGUUGAUUUGACCCCCACCAACCCCACACUCUUGUUUCCAAUGUAGAUCUUCACUCAGCCUUUUUUCCCUGGCAGGGGGCACCGUUUGAUGGUUCAACUCGUGUGCCCAAAGGUCUUGGGCUGGGCCCCAGGGGUUGGGUAUGUAUAUGCAGAACCCUUGGAACUCCCACCAUUAAAAUAAAAAAUAGAAAAAAAGUUAGCGGAAACAGUGAUUGAGGGGAGGGGAACACAGAAGACUGGUGCACACUAGUUUGUAAGGGUGCCCACCUGUGUGCAUGGACAACACAGAGAGUAGCUAGGACUAGCAGUAGCUAGGACGUGCAGCCUAGGACCCACGUACCUACGGGACUGCCUCGCCUGGUAUGCCCCGCAGAGGGCCUUAAGGUCCACAAAUAACAACACUUUGGAGGUCCCGAGCCCCAAGGAGGUUAGAUUGGUUUCAGCUAGGGCCAGGGCCUUUUCAGUACUGGCCCCAACUUGGUGGAACGCUCUGUCACAAGAGACUAGGGCCCUGCGGGACUUGACAUCUUUCCGCAGGGCCUGCAAGACAGAGCUGUUCCGCCUGGCCUUUGGUCUGGACUCAGUCUGUCCCUUAUGUUUCCCUCCCCUUAUGGUCUUGAUUUAUCGGCUAUUUUAAAAUGAGGCUGCAUUUUAAAUUGCAUUUUAACCUGUAUUUUAAAUUGGGUGUCCCCCCCCUCUCUUUUUCCCCUAUUAUGUUUUUACUGUGAUUUUAUUGGUGUUAGCUGCCCUGAGCCCGGCUUUGGCCUGGGAGGGCAGGGUAUAAAUAUUAUUAUAGCUGCUGCUUUAGACAAUGUUAUUGUGUGUCCAAUUGCAUACUUAUUUGUACAAAUGAUCUAUGAUCUAGUUGAGAAUCCUACAAUAUAGGGCAGCCUUUCUCAACCUGUGGGUCCCCAGAUGUUGUUGAACUACAACUCCCAUCUACAACUCCCUAGCUAGCAAGGCCAGAGCUCAGGGUUGAUGGGAGUUGUAGUCCAACAACAUCUGGGGACCCACAGGUUGAGAACCUCUGUUAUAGGGGGUUGGACUGGAUGACCCUUGGGGGUCCCUUUCAACUCUACAACUCUAUGAAAAGUGCAGUGUGGAAAAGGAACUGGUGUGAGCUUCAAAGGCUUCCUGUGUCCAACCUCAGAGGUAAGUCUUGUCCAGUCCUAGAAAGUGUGCUUGGGGCGGCAGCCGUCCGUCUGCAGCAGAGGCCUCCCCUUUAAGGCAACUGCUGCUGCUUCCACUUCUUACUGGUUCCCCACAAUAGGCAUCUGGUUUUCCACUGGACUAGAAGGGUCACUGGCAUGAUCCAGCCGUCAGGCUCCUCUGGUGUUCUUUGUGACUCUGAAGCACCAUCUCCUUCUUCCUCCCCUUCCUUCCACCCUUCCUUGGUCUUCUGCUUUGCAGGAUCCUUCUGUGAUUCCACUCCAAACAUUGCUCUCCCUCGCCUUCACCUGCCUGCCCACGAGCAGUGAAAAGCCUGGGCUGCCCUGGAGGAGAAGACCCACUGCCAGAUGGGUGGCAGAGGCUGCCUCUGCGCUUGCCUUCCUUUAUUCCCUGUGGCUCCAGACAUCUCUGCCUGCUCACUCUCUGCUCUUCUCCCCUUGCAGAUAAGCCAGGCACUUGCCCCAGCCUUUCCAUCGGGAUCUCCAUGCUGGGCGCCUGCCACAAUGCGUGUGAAGUGGAUUCGAACUGCCCAGGGGACAAGAAAUGCUGCCAGAACGGCUGCGGCAAAUUGGCCUGUUCCACUCCUGAAUUCUGAGGUGACCCCGUUGUGGGAAUGUUCAGGGAUGCAGGAGAGGAUAUAUUGUCUGAUUAUAGCCUUUCCAACUUGUGUUAACAAGCUCACAAUUUAGCAGAGUAACAUUCCCCUUUUUAAACUCACAGCAGAUGCGUUAGCUCAGGCUCGCUAAAGCCUCUAUAAUAACUGUUCUUGUAUUUUCCCCUUAUUCCCUCAUAAAAGAUAAGACACGACACAGUCUUCUAUAAAAGUAUAAAAAGGUUUACUCACACAUCAUUUUGUUCACAAUAGGAUCCCAGAAGGCAGACUUAGCUUAGAAAAGUAACAUAUACCUAGAAACUAUCUCAUAAGAAGACAGUCCCUUUGUCCUUUCUGGUCUGGAAGCCAAGAGAGCAUCUUUGGCUGAGCAGAUGUUGCUUCUUCGAUGCAUGUAGUCAAAGAGAGAGAGAUGGCUGCCCUGCCCUGUGCUUUUGUCGUUACCUUCACAGGUGAGGCCACGCCCACCUCUAGUCACAUGCAGAGAAAGUCUGUCCCAGCCCAGAAGGAAACAGGAAGUUUACCUGCUGGCUGGACAAACUUUCCUCCCCAUGUGUAAACAUGUUCACUCUAGGAAUGUUGUACUUGACUGCUCUUGUGUUUCACAUCCCACAAAUCCCAUAACCUGCCAUGAGCUCCCCACAGGGUUUACUUAGGCAUCACGGUAUCGACCCACUAGCAGGAUUUCUGUGGGACAUUUAUGAUGCUGGGGUGGUGAGUGUCGUGGGCUGGAUUCUGCCAGCCCAGCUCUGGAGUGCCUGCAAAACACAGGCCUUGCAACAGCGCCUUUUCCCACCUUUAUGUUGUGAACUGCCCUGAGAUCUUCAGAUGGAGGGCAGAGUCUAAAUUUAAUAAAUGGUAAUAAUUGCAAAGGCACCCGCCUGCACCGAGGCUGGACUCACCCUCUCCCUCUCUCAUCUUCCCUCUCCAGAUGCAGCGUCCCGGACCUUGUGGAGCAGCAGCAGUGGGGGACCCUCCACAGACCCUGACCUGA